UGUUUACCCCAAACUGAUAACGCAGCAGGGCGGGGCAGUGCGCAUGCGCGAUACCUCUUUGUGGCCCUUCUCUUCUAGAUGCUUGCCUGGUCUUCAGGGACCCAUUCCAGCAGCAAAUCCAAGGAUAGGACUGUGAGGCAAAGAUAUAACCACGCAUUUGCUAUUAUUUGUUAGGCUGCACUGUGCAAACCGUACAUCGUCAGAUAGGCACAGAUCGCCCAGUGCGUCGACUUGCCAUCAAGCAGAGCAUCCAUUCAUCCUUUCAUAGGCAGCUGAGGUGUUCCAGUCUAGCUAGCUUAGCGUUAGCCGAGAGGUAGUGGACAGCUGUGUCAGAGGGAUCUUCAAAAUGUCGGGGUACCAAGGAAAGAAGAACAUUCCGCGAAUUACAAGUGACCGUCUCCUCCUCAAAGGAGCAAAGAUAGUGAAUGAUGAUCAGUCAUUCCUGGCUGAUAUCUACAUGGAGGAUGGAGUCAUCAAGCAACUAGGUGACAACCUCAUUGUUCCCGGGGGAGUUAAGAUCAUAGAGGCUCAUGGGAGAAUGGUGAUGCCCGGGGGCAUCGACGUGCACACCCGAUUCCAGAUGCCUGACCGAAGCAUGGUGGCAGCAGAUGACUUCUACCAGGGCACCAAGGCGGCCCUGGCUGGGGGGACGACUAUGAUCCUUGACCACGUGGUGCCGGAGCCUGGCGGCAGCCUGGUUGCAGCUUUUAAACAGUGGAGGGAGUGGGCUGAUGGCAAGUCCUGCUGCGACUAUUCUCUGCAUGUGGACAUCACCGAGUGGAACAAAGGCACUCAAGAAGAGAUGGAGGCCCUAGUGAAGGAUCAUGGUGUCAACUCUUUCCUGGUCUAUUUGGCUUAUAAGGAUGUUUUCCAACUUUCUGACUCUGAGAUCUAUGAGGUGUUCGGUGUAAUCAGAGACCUUGGAGCCAUUGCACAGGUGCAUGCUGAGAACGGAGACAUCAUUGCAGAGGAGCAGAGACGUAUACUAGAGCUGGGGAUCUCUGGCCCUGAAGGCCAUGCACUCAGCCGCCCAGAGGAGGUGGAGGCCGAGGCAGUAAAUCGUUCUGUCACCAUAGCCAAUCAGACCAACUGUCCCCUCUACGUCACCAAGGUGAUGAGCAAGAGUGCUGCUGAUGUCAUUGCUCUUGCCAGGAAAAAGGGUGCCGUGGUUUACGGAGAGCCCAUAUCUGCCAGCUUGGGCACAGAUGGUACCCAUUACUGGAGCAAGAACUGGGCAAAGGCAGCAACCUAUGUCACUUCUCCACCGCUCAGUCCAGAUCCCACCACCCCCGACUAUCUCAACUCUCUGCUGUCAUGCGGGGACUUGCAGGUGACUGGUAGUGCUCACUGCACUUUCCAGACAUCUCAGCGUGCAAUAGGCAAAGAUAACUUCACCCUAAUCCCAGAGGGCACUAACGGCACCGAGGAGAGGAUGUCCCUAAUCUGGGACAAAUGUGUGGUGACUGGCAAGAUGGAUGAGAAUCAGUUUGUGGCGGUGACUAGCACGAACGCGGCCAAGAUCUUCAACCUGUUCCCUCGCAAGGGCCGCAUCGCUGUGGGGUCUGAUGCCGACCUCGUGCUGUGGGACCCGGAUGUCACUAAGAUCAUCUCAGCUAAGAGCCACAACCUGGCUGUGGAAUAUAACAUCUUUGAGGGCACAGAACUGCGCGGAGGACCUGUGGUGGUGAUCAGCCAGGGCAAGAUUGUGUUGGAGGAGGGCAGCCUUCACCCCACGGAGGGCUGCGGUCGCUACAUCAGCCGCAAACCCUUCUCUGACCACGUUUACAAGAAGAUAAAGGCUCGCAGCAGGCUCACAGAGUUGCGAGGGGUCCCCAGGGGCCAGUAUGACGGGCCGGUGUGUGAGGUGACCGUGACCCCCAAGGUGAUGUCCACAGUCUCCUCAGUGAAGACUUCCCCUGCCAAGCAGCAGCAGCACCAACAGCAGCAGCAGCAGGUUACUCACCAGCCAGUGCGCAACCUUCACCAGUCUGGCUUCAGUCUGUCUGGUGCCCAAGUUGAUGACAACAUUCCUCGUCGCAACACUCAACGCAUCGUGGCUCCACCUGGUGGAAAAGCCAACAUCACCAACCUCGGCUAGGCUCUUUCCUAAACUGAGCCAGGGGUUCAGGGCAACACGGGACCAGAGGCCUCUCUUUCCGCUGUCACGUCACAUCUGGUCACCUCUGACUCCCCCUGCACCCCACACACAAGCACUCCAUCCAUUCUUAUUCACACACUACCAUAAUGUCACUUUGUGCAACAAAAAAAAAGAGAAAAGCACUAUUCCACACUGUUUCAUCUUUCCUGCCAUAUUCCAUUGUCAAGGAAGGAUCAAGUGAAUUGAAGCAGCUUUUUGUUUUGGCGUUUUUUUUUAAACCCAGUUUGAUAAUGGAUGAAAUUAAUUUGUUUACAUUUUUGUAUCGUUUUUGCUGUACUUGUUUGAGCUGUUAAGUUGCCCUCUUGGCUCAACAAGUUGACAGAAAAGAAGAGGUUAGUUUCACGAGCAGGUGUUUUAGAAACUGCAGGUGUUCACAAUUGUUCUCAAUGCGCUGUUCACUUAACAGAUGGAGUGGAGUGGAAAGCCUCCAUUGUCCAUUUUGUGACACCGUUGAGCUGUAAGGUUGCUGUUUUAGUACAAAAAUGUUACAUUGUUGCCACAAAAAAAAAAUCUAAAUGCUAAUCAUGAAAGAUUUAGACUGAAGAACAUAGUUUCUGCAUUUCAGCACCUAAUUAUAUGUGAAGUUUGCGUUAUUUGAUAUUUGUGUAGAUACUGUGUGAAACAGAACAAUUCACCUUCGUCCUCCUUUUGAAUUAUAGUUAAUUUAUAAAAAAAAUAAUCGAUAAGUCAUUUUGGAAAGCGUUGACUGCACUGAAAGGAAAAGAAAGGGUAUUUUAUGGUUGAACUACUCAUUCGACUCCGCCCUGAAUAUGGGAGAGAGAAAUGGCUGGCACAUUACAUGUUGUCUGAGUCACGUGAACCUUUUCCCCUCAUCUCAUCAUUUGGGUUUUCCCUCAUAUUUAUUAAAAAGAUUGUCAGGGCAACAAGCUUCCAAUAAUCCGACGGGUGUAUAUUGUUCAGGAUACAGACGGACGCUACAAAGAAGCUAGACGGGAGGUUUGCCGACAACUUCUCUGCACCUAGUGCUAUAUGACCAUUGCUGUAUACGUGCAGAUGAUGUCCACACCCAACACAGCACUCACCAUUCACCCACUUUUGACAAAUAUGUUUUGCACUCGUAACAAUCCAAAUGAUAAAAAAAAUGUAUGUGAGCUUGCAACUUUUUAUUUGUAUUGGAUAUGUCUGUGUGUUUUAGAAUAUGUGUUGGAAUCAAACUACUUGCCUGCCUGUUCUGUAAGAUAUUGACAGCACACUGUAUCUAUGAAGGCUCUUUAAAGAAGUGGAACCAUGAUCUUUGAGACCUGAUGAAAAAUGCUUCGGUAUGUAUAUGAAAUCCCCCCCCACAGUGCGUUGAUGAUGUGUCCCCUGUUCUCGGUGUUAGUGUCGUGAAUGAAUUAUCAGAUAUCCAGUUUCUCCUUUCUUACCACCUCUAAAUGCCCAACACUGUCGGCACCUGAUCCACUCGAGGUUGUAACUGUACUCACUAAACCACAGCGGGUCGUCAGUUUCACGGCACUGUGCGGCCAUACUGUAAAACACUGGAUUAUUUCUUCCUCAUUGCCUUGUCAAGUGUAGGUUUUGUAUGCCAAGCUAUAAUGUGAAGUGAUUUACAUUUGGGGAAGCGUCUUGGUGAUGGUUAUUGAGUUGUGAUGUUGAGCACUGUUGUUGCCCCUCUCCCAGCAAGUGUGAUACUCUCUUGGUCAUGUAUGUUUUGUAGGAUCUACCAGGGUUUUGGGGGGGGAAAUCAUCGGUCUUGUCAGCAUUUGACCCUAUCUGUGUUGACUUCAGUGGAUUAAAAUAAUAAAAAUGAAA
This is a messenger RNA of Anarrhichthys ocellatus (wolf-eel), 3931 nucleotides long. It is a transcript of the gene dpysl2a, whose product is annotated as dihydropyrimidinase like 2a. The coding region runs from base 347 to 2098 and encodes 583 amino acids. The record is from RefSeq and is a predicted model, not a curated record. Gene Ontology annotation, cellular component: cytoplasm; cytosol. The transcript is spliced from 14 exons. Lineage: Eukaryota; Metazoa; Chordata; Actinopteri; Perciformes; Anarhichadidae. Gene Ontology annotation, molecular function: hydrolase activity, acting on carbon-nitrogen (but not peptide) bonds, in cyclic amides.